GCACAUGCCAGACUCCCAUGGAAAUCCAUGGUGGAGCAUGUGCAGAAGUCCCACCUAUGCUAAAAUCAUGUCCUUUACCAAGCACUGGGAGCUUGGCCAUUUGGGAACUGACACAAUGUUUGUUCAUUUCAAAGCAGUCCACCAGGUACUGAAGGGCUGAGUUCUGCUGGGCAGAGCACCUCUUCACCCACUGCCAGAAACAACAGCAAAUCAACUCCUGCUGAAAGGAGAUGAGCGGAGAUGAGCUGUUUCACAAAGAAGUUCAUCCUGUAUUUCCAUGUGCUUCUUGUUCUACAGUCACCUUGUCAACAGCAAAGAAAAGGUUUACUGAAUACUUUUUAAAGGAAGGGUACUAUAUACUUUAUGUAUAUAAUAAUAUACUCGUAUAACAUACUUUGUACAAUACUCUGCAGUUAUAAAGCCUUUUAUAUAUCAUCUCAACAUGAAAAUAGUCCAACUAGUUAUUUUGGUGUGGACAAGAACCAACGUGUUUACUGCUCCUUUUGUCCCUGUUAAACCCUGCUGCUUUUGUUAAACCGUGGUUUUUGCUCAGUUUGGGUAACUGCCGAUGGUGCCUUUGAAAAUGGGUAUUUUUAUGCAGUGUUUCCAAUGCUCUUUAAUAGCUGAGUACUUGAGAUCUACUGAAGUCUUGACUCAUCCGCUUGUGCUGAGACCCCAAACACACACUGCAGACAGGGGUUUGGAGAUCAGCCUCUCCCCAGCAUCACCUGCCGAACCACAGCGGACAGGAAUCACCAGGCCGGCUGUCUCUGGGCGGGCUUGGACUAGCCGAACACCUGGAAAAGUGACCGGCCCCCCCCCACUGGCUCUCAGGCUCCACUUUAAUGAAGACAGAUCAGCUCUUAAACUCACCAGUUUCAGCAAGCUAUAACCCAGCUUCUAGAGUUCCUCUGACCUUGCAAGUUGGAGUGAGAUUUUCUAACAUGUUGCCUGUUAAAGAAUAUUACUGAGUAAAUGUUUUGGUUUAGCAAAUACACACAUUUUCCUUUUGGUGUUUGGUUUUAAAAGUGUACAGUGCUUGGACUCCUUCAUAACAAGCCGGAGAUAAAGAUCAAGAGUAGUAAAUCAGCCAGACUCAUCACAGUUGGAAGAAAAAAGGUGCUCCAAAUGAUGUUUGCCACAGAUACCUGAAUUAUAAUACUGUUUGGAACUGAAAGACAAGAAGAUUCCACCUUCUGGAGCAUAGAUUUCAUGGAUUCAGAUUCCAACACUGUGGUGGUGACUGGUUUUGGUCCCUUCAGACAAUACCUGCUCAAUUCUAGCUGGGAAGCAGUGAAGGAGCUGUCCAAGAGAGGCCUUGGUGAAAACAUCAAUCUCCAGAUCAUGCAGCUGCCAGUGGUUUACCAAAAAGCCAAGGAGCAAGUCUGCAAGAUAUGGACAACUCUUCAGCCACUGCUUACAGUUCACGUUGGGCUGGCUUCAUCCGCCACAGCGCUCAUCAUCCUGGAGCAGUGUGGGAAGAACAAAGGCUACCAGGAGAGGGAUGCUUGUGGUUUUCACCCAGAAGGUGCCUGCUGCGUGCUAGAUGGCCCAGAAAAGAUUGAAUCUACAAUUAAUAUGAAGACUCUCUGGAAAAACAUCUCAGUGGAAGGGAUUGAUAUCAUCCUGUCCAGAGACGCGGGAAGGUACAUCUGUGAUUACACCUACUACACUUCUCUGUAUAAUGGCAAUGGAAGAGCUGCUUUCAUCCACGUCCCUCCAUUAUCUGAAUCGGUAACAGCAGAAUUUCUAGGAAAAGCAUUACAGACCAUUAUCUUAGCAAUGUUAGAACAGUGUGUGGAACAAAGAGAGAUGGAUCAUGUAAGAAAAAAAUAAUGAUUUCUAAGAAUGUAAUUCCUUACCUCUGAAAUGAAACAGAUCUAAAGAUUAUUAAAAACCCACACACAAAGGA
Molecule: messenger RNA, 1912 nt
Organism: Corvus hawaiiensis (hawaiian crow)
Lineage: Eukaryota; Metazoa; Chordata; Aves; Passeriformes; Corvidae
Gene: PGPEP1L
Product: pyroglutamyl-peptidase I like
Exons: 7
Coding region: 1213-1836 (207 amino acids)
Biological process (GO): proteolysis
Cellular component (GO): cytosol
Molecular function (GO): pyroglutamyl-peptidase activity
Source: RefSeq, a predicted model, not a curated record